This is a messenger RNA of Caenorhabditis sp. 36 PRJEB53466, 1321 nucleotides long. NCBI's taxonomy places the organism in Eukaryota, Metazoa, Nematoda, Chromadorea, Rhabditida, Rhabditidae. The record is from the annotation of a GenBank genome assembly.
AUGAGCGGCGAAAAGAAGAGUGUGCUGAUGGUUUGUCUUGGUAAGUAUCAGUUAUCUUCAAGAAUUUUUACGCAAAAAAUUCCUGCUGUUUUUUGUGUCUGUCUGAAUUGUCUUUCAUUGGCACGUACACUGUCCGAGUCCCAACUCUCAGAAAUGUGGCCUAGAAAACUCUUCCCUUGCACUUUGACAAUCUGUUAAUUCGGGUGAACGCUUCGCAACGUCUGAAGAUUCUGCCGAAUGCCAAAAAAAGAUCCCAUGGCUUAUGAGUUUUCUAGGCCACGCCGUUCCGUUUCUAGGCAUUUCUGCGAGUUGGGACUCGGACACGGAAUGUGGCAAUAAGAGGCGAUUCAGACGAGGGUUCCCCCUGCUCCCUUGUUAGUUGUACUGAACAACCUAUAAUUGAAAUUUUUCUUUACUACAGGUAAUAUUUGUCGAUCGCCAAUUGCCGAGGCGGUUUUUAUCGAUUGUUUGAAGAAGAGAGGAAAGGAAAAUGAGUGCGUUUUUAUUUGAGAAAAUGUUUUGUACAGGGCCGGCCCAGGCUUUCUUGCAAUAAUCCGAUCGUGCCCAAACUUUUCGGGCUUCUUGGACGAGGAUUGAAGCAUAUUGGCCCUGAGUUUCAGACCGAUCCGAUCGUCUGGUCCCUGUGGAUCAGAGGCCGAGAAGGCUGAGUUUUCGCGAAAACCUCGGGCCUCCGAUCCACAUAUCUCGGGACCAGAUAAUCCGAUCAGUCUGAAACUUGCAUCCAAUGUACUUCAAUCAAAGUCCACGAAGCCUGCAAAGUUUGGGUCCGAUCGGAUCCUGGCAAGUGGGUCAAAAGUCAAAAAGCCUGGGCCUGUCAAUCAAUUGCUCAUUUAUCUAAUUUUGAGAUGGCACGUGGAAAGCAGCGCGAUCAUCGGAUUUCACACGGGAAAACCGCCAGACAGCCGGGCGAUGGGCGCCCUCCUAAAAUAUGGAAUCCGCGGCUAUAAGCACAAAGCGAGAAUUGUACGUUGUUUUAAAAUGUUUGAACAAUUUCCAUAGGUCAACUGGAAAUGGGUCGUUGCCAAUAAAAAGUGAAUUUCAGACGACUCCCAACGACAUUCGAACAUUCGAUUACAUUUUCGGAAUGGACGACGAGAACAUGACGGAUUUGGCGGAAAUUGCGGAAAAGGUGCCGGAAACGGAGCGGAAAUCGAGGAUUCUGAUGCUCGGCGAGCAGGAUCCGAACGGCGAACGAGAGGUUCCCGAUCCGUACUACGAGUCCGGCAGCGCCCAAUUCGACGAGGUCCUGCAGCAGUGCGUCAAGUGUUGCGAAGCAUUUCUGGACAAAUAUUAUAAGUGA